AUGUUUAUGGCAAAACGAAAAAGUAGUAAGGAAAGUGAGUUUUCUGGUAUUGAAGUACUUGACGAUCCGGUUCGAUUUCUGUCUGAGGAUGAUGAUCUGGGAAAAAAGCAAUCAGAAACAAGUACAAUGAGUUUGCUAUUACCAAGGGACAUAUUUCGGACAACUAUCGAUAGACAAUAUUCACCAAGACAAUCGAUUAAAUCACAGAAAACAGGUGUAAUUAUUUUAGAACAAAGUCUCCCAUUUCCAUCUCCAAAUACGUCUCCAACAGGUUCGAUUAAACCUUUUCAACAUAGAAAAUUGACUGACAAAUCUGAAUUUACAUUAACGCCGCCUCUCGUAUCUAGUCAUAAAAGGUCGAUGCUAACUAAUCAAAGUUUUGGAAUAAAUUCGCCUCUAAUCGCUCAACAAAUACCGAAUGACAGUCAGACGGCUACAGUUCAUAGUUUUCCUCAACAAAAAAUUAGAACAACUCAAGGUAUUGACCAAAAAAGUUUAGAAAAAACACCCGAUUUCCGAUCGAGUAAAAUCAAACACAUCAGCCGAACUAGACAAAGUUCAUCUGAUAAAAAUUCUGAAAUAUCAUCAAGAAAGCAUUCAUUUAUAGUUACGAACAAAGAUUCAUUAUGGAAGAAGUAUACGUUGCAUGGCAUAUUGAAAAUGGCCGAUCGUAGAAUAGUCGACGAUCAAACACAUAUGAAAUAUCACAUGUUUAUGAGUGGUAAAAUGAAAAAAGGUUCAAUACUAGAGUAUAACGAUGACGUAAAUAAAAAAUUUAUUGAUAAAGAAUCACAUGAAAAUAUAGCGAGUAUCGAUUAUCGAGAUGUUAGACGAGAUUAUAAACGUGUAUUACAAACAAUUGGUAUGAGAAAAGUUGCACAACACACAAAUGAUAUUGAUGAUCAGAUGAAAAUAAGUACAAGUUCAGAAUCAAUAGAACGAUCCACUGUACAAUCAACAAUCACUUCAACUUCAGCAUUAACAUCCGUUAAUAAUAUAAAAACAAAACAAAAGCGUCAGAAACAACAACUACCAAAAAGAGAUGAAGACAAAUUGAAGAUUAAACGAAAAACAAGACAAAAAAUUUCACAACCAAUUGUUCUUAACAUGACUCCCGGUAGAUUGUCAACAUUUGAUUAUAAAAAUGGUCCGUUGUUAACAUCAAUCAGCUAUACUAAUGAUGAUCAGUGUUUAACCAUUUUCAAAACUGCUCCAACAUCCACAGAUGAUAUGGUCAUACAAAAAAGAACAAAAUCGAUUAGAGAUACAGUAUCCGAUGUACCCGAUUUAGACUUUUCUCCAGCGUCAACAGCGUCCGAAGAAAGUUACGAUGCUGAUAAACAAUUUUUUCUUAAAAAAUUGUAUUUUACUCAAAUGUAA
Molecule: messenger RNA, 1380 nt
Organism: Didymodactylos carnosus
Lineage: Eukaryota; Metazoa; Rotifera; Eurotatoria; Philodinida; Philodinidae
Source: the annotation of a GenBank genome assembly